Closterium sp. NIES-67 is the source of this 858-nucleotide messenger RNA. The record is from the annotation of a GenBank genome assembly. Lineage: Eukaryota; Viridiplantae; Streptophyta; Zygnematophyceae; Desmidiales; Closteriaceae.
CGAGCGUGGAGUCGAAAGGUUCAGUAGUUUUCGUCCAAUGGAGGAUGAAAGGUCAAGCCAGCCUCAGUCGCGAAACACGUCAUCAAGAUGCUGCCGUUCUGGCCUAACGAAAUGAAACGGCUGAGAGGAGAGGCAACUGGUGGUGCUGCAGACAACUAGCUCCCUGCUGGCAAAAUGAAAGAGAAGGUCGAAAUGCGCAAUGGUGCAUGCAUGGAUCUCAAUCUUGCCUCUGCCGUGGUCUCAGAUUCUCAUUUUCAAAACCAGAGCAGAUAUGAGCGAGAAGGAUCCUUGGGGAACAAACCGCGCCGCGCAACCCACACUUGGUGCCGCAGCGCAACGAGCACCCUCCUCGCAGGUGCGUGGUUUCAGUUUUGAGUUUCCCGUUUCAGAAACUUCACGACACAAAAGGAAGCCAAUAGGCGAAUAUCCGACGGUUCUACGGCCUUUUCGAACCGAAGGUUCUGAUCCGACGGAAGAACGUUGCGCAUAUAGAAGAUUCGAGCUGAUUUGGGAGAUUUCUUUUCGGCUAGGUCCCCCCAAUGGUCUGCCAAGGAGAGAAUUCUGCUUGGCUGGGAGCAGCGAAAUGAAAUUCUGACAGCGAAACGUAUUCUAACGGCCCGAAAAGGAGAGCGGUUCUAGUGGACCGAGUGUGGAGUGGAAAGAUGGCGUGUCGUUUACGUUGCUGCUUCUGCCGCUGGGCAAGGCAACCAAAGCGCGGCUACUUUGGAGCCACAGAUCUGGAACACGUGGCCUGUUGACUGCUGCGGAUUGGUCUCAUAAAGACCAGAGCGUCACACGCAAUCCAAUGCUCGUUAGUGAGUCUAUUAUUGUGACGUAUAAUCAAGAAGCAUGUUAGGG